AUGUUCAACAGAUUUAAAUUGGACUUUGGAAAGUUCAAAGUGGACAUUAAACUAAUAGGAGAUUUAUUUAUUUUGGCCGGAGCAGGUUUAUCAGUUUACUAUUUGUUGAACGUGAUCAUCAACGAGUAUUUGGACAAUAGCAUAAAGAGCAAGCAGUCCGAUCGCAAAGGUGCCGGUAUUUUGAAGAAAAUCCAGAGUUCAAACCCCCAUUUGAAGAAUCUCUCGUUGAACCAGUAUGAGAAAUCGCUACUUAGUUCGUUGGUGACGCCAGAGGAGAUUUCAGUGACGUUUGAAGACAUUGGUGGUCUUCAAGAUAUCAUUGACGAGUUGAGAGAGGCUGUGAUACUUCCCUUGACGGACCCCGAACUCUUUGCUGCACACCUGCAUUUGAUCAGGUCCCCCAAGGGUGUCUUGUUCUACGGCCCUCCCGGCUGCGGGAAAACAAUGUUGGCUAAAGCCAUAGCUAAGGAAAGUGGAGCCUUUUUCUUAUCCAUCAGAAUGUCAACGAUAAUGGACAAAUGGUAUGGCGAAUCCAACAAGAUCACUGACGCCAUUUUCUCCUUGGCAAACAAAUUGCAGCCAUGCAUAAUCUUUAUAGACGAGAUUGACUCGUUUCUCAGAGACCGGUCCUCGAGCGACCACGAGGUGAGCGCAAUGUUGAAAGCAGAGUUUAUGACCUUGUGGGACGGAUUGAAAUCAAACGGUCAAAUCAUGGUGUUGGGUGCCACCAACAGGAAAAACGAUAUAGACGAGGCGUUCUUGAGAAGAAUGCCAAAGACUUUUGCUAUCGGCAAGCCCAAUGCCGAACAAAGAGAGGCCAUCCUAUCUAAGAUCUUGAAAGAUGCCAAAGUCGACAAGGAGGAGUUUGACUUGCAGUUUAUUGUCGACAACACACGCAACUUUAGUGGUUCCGACUUGAGGGAACUAUGCCGUGAAGCGGCCAUCUUGCCUGUCAGAGAAUACAUAAAGGAAAACUACAAUUACAAGAGCGGGAAGCUCAGUCGAGACGAAAACGACGACUUGCCUGUAAGGGCGUUGAAAACGUCAGACUUUACAAAAGUCACUUCUGUUUCGAUGACUAGCGGCAUCCCAAGUCUAGCUGUUGAUUAG
Molecule: messenger RNA, 1110 nt
Organism: Lodderomyces beijingensis
Lineage: Eukaryota; Fungi; Ascomycota; Pichiomycetes; Serinales; Debaryomycetaceae
Source: the annotation of a GenBank genome assembly